UUCAAUCAAUCACCCGCACUCACCAACCUCUUCUCCAGCAGCUAGUCUUUUCUUCUAUAAAUUCCCCAUUGGCCUUCACCACACUACAAAUAAGUGAUCAUCUAAACAAGAUUGAUCGUAUAUGAGUUGUGAGGUGACGGAAGUGAAAGUGAACUCCAUGUCGUCGUCGGCAAAGAGGGCAGCAGAUUCAGAAAUUGAAACUCCGGCUGCCGAGAUGUCAAGCCCGGCUGGUCCGCCAAAAACGCCUAAGAGCCCUUUUGCUUCGCGUUUUAUGAGUACUCCUCUUGCCAGCCCCAUGAAGAAGGCGAUUGUAAACAUGCAAGGGUACUUGGAAGAAGUUGGACACUUCACCAAGCUUGAUCCACAAGACUCCUGGCUACCCAUCACCGAGUCGAGAAAUGGUAAUGUCUACUACUCGGCGUUUCAUACACUCAGUUCAGGAAUUGGAGUUCAAGCUCUCCUCCUUCCGCUGUCUUUCACCGUUCUGGGUUGGGCAUGGGGAAUUAUAUGCCUCUCGGUGGCUUUCAUGUGGCAGUUAUAUACUCUGUGGUUACUGAUACAGCUCCAUGAAUCACAAUCUGGGAUGCGCUACAGUCGAUACCUUCGCCUUUCCAUGGCCGCUUUUGGUGAGAAACUAGGGAAGUUGCUGUCGCUGUUUCCGAUCAUGUACCUCUCCGGCGGCACGUGUGUGACCCUGAUCAUGAUUGGUGGUGGAACCAUGAAGAUAUUGUACCAGAUUGUUAGCGGUAAUAAUACAAGUCCUUUGACCAUCGUGGAGUGGUACUUGGUGUUCACCGGCACGGCCAUUGUUCUUGCUCAGCUUCCUAAUCUCAAUUCCAUUGCCGGGAUUUCAUUAAUUGGAGCAAUUACUGCUGUAACUUACUGUACUCUCAUUUGGGUUGUUUCCAUUACCAGAGAUAGGCCUGUGGGUGUUUCCUAUGACUAUCCGGUACUUCCUCCCCAAGCAAAAUCUGAAACAGCUGCUUCGGUUUUCAGUAUUCUCAAUGCUAUCGGGAUAACUGUUUUUGCUUUUAGAGGACACAAUCUUGUGCUUGAAAUCCAGGGGACUAUGCCUUCAAGCAUAAAGAGUCCGUCGCGUUUGCCAAUGUGGAAAGGGGUGAAAUUUGCAUAUCUCGUCAUCGCAAUGUGCUUAUAUCCCCUUGCAAUAGGAGGAUAUUGGGCUUACGGAAAUCUGAUACCAUCAAACGGAGGAAUGUUAAAUGCUCUGAACAACUUCCAUGGACACCAUACGUCAAAAUUUAUGCUGGCUUUUACAAGCCUGCUGGUUGUGACCAACUGCCUAACCUCGUUUCAGAUAUAUGCAAUGCCGGUGUUUGACAAUCUGGAAUUCAGAUACACUAGCUGCAUGAAUAAACCCUGUCCACGAUGGCUCCGAGCAGGCUCUAGGAUUUUGUUUGGCUGCUUUGCCUGUUUUAUUGCAGUGGCACUACCAUUCUUGCCCAGCUUGGCAGGAUUGAUUGGCGGAGUUGCAGUACCUAUCACAUUAGCAUAUCCGUGUUUCAUGUGGAUACUCAUCAGAAAACCUCCAAAGCAUAUUGCAAUAUUCAAUUGGGUACUGGGAUCCUCAGGGAUAGUCCUUAGUCUCUUAAUUGUCACAGGAGCAAUUUGGAAUAUAGUAACCAUCGGAAUAGAAGUUCACUUCUUCAAGCCUGAAUAAGUAAUGGCAAAACAGCAUCACAGAGUCAAGUACUGAAGCUACUACAAUGAAUGCUGCUAAUGAAAUUCUACAACCAUCCUCGUGCUAAUGACCUGCUACGGAUCUGUUACAGUUGAUGCCUAGUAGUAUAACGAACCCCUAGUAAAGGAACAAACCCAAGCCCCAUCAAACCCAACCUGAUCUUAGAGACAGAGCAAACAACUUCAACAACUGUUCAGAGAUGUAGAUCGAAUAACUGUACAACAUGCUGCAUAACACUUUCAGUACGUAUCUGAAUGUAAUAAACUUUGUAACUUAUGUCA
Molecule: messenger RNA, 1980 nt
Organism: Argentina anserina (silverweed cinquefoil)
Lineage: Eukaryota; Viridiplantae; Streptophyta; Magnoliopsida; Rosales; Rosaceae
Product: lysine histidine transporter-like 8
Exons: 5
Coding region: 122-1678 (518 amino acids)
Biological process (GO): amino acid transmembrane transport
Cellular component (GO): membrane
Molecular function (GO): amino acid transmembrane transporter activity
Source: RefSeq, a predicted model, not a curated record